This is a messenger RNA of Camellia sinensis, 453 nucleotides long. Its product is annotated as pectinesterase inhibitor-like. Lineage: Eukaryota; Viridiplantae; Streptophyta; Magnoliopsida; Ericales; Theaceae. Gene Ontology annotation, molecular function: enzyme inhibitor activity. The record is from RefSeq and is a predicted model, not a curated record.
AUGGCAAUGUGGAUCCCUCAAAGAUUGAUCCGUCUUUUUUUCCUUCAUGCUAUCCUUAUAGUAUCAACCCAAUCAUCUGCUUCAACUUCACAGAAAAACAGAAAUUUGAUUCGCCAAACGUUCAGGCGUACCAAUAACUUCAACCUUUGUGCCGCAUCUCUAGAAUCAGACCCUCAAAGUUUGAAAGCAGAUGUCAAAGGGCUCGCUCACAUCAGUCUUCAACAAGUUAUGGUUAAAGCUAAUCAAACAUUACAGAUUGUGGGAAAACUAUUUAAUCAAACCCAUGAUCAUUUAGAUUACGAAUUCUUAGGAACAUGUAUUGAAGAAUACAACAAAGCUGUGUCAAUUGAACUACCAGGAGCAAUCAUUGCAUUGAAUUCCAAUGACUAUGGAGAAUCAAAACAAGGUGCAGCUAAUGUUAGGGACGAUGCCAACCUGUGUAAACAGCAGUAG